AUGGACAUUGACAGAAUUGUACGCAGUGUUGGCACUAAGAGCACUUUCUUCUUUGGCUCAGAGUCAUUGCUGAAAACAAUUGAAGGCGAUAUAAAGAAAAAGGCAGAUUUUUUGAUAGCACUUGUCCACUUUCUGCUGACGAAAAUGUACAACACUCUUUGCAUUGGUAUUGGAGAUGAUAAAACCUUUCCAGUUGGAGAACGGGGCUCUGAAAUGCUGCCUGAUUAUUGGAACGUUGACGAGUCGAAAUACGCAUUGCGAUAUGUGAAGAAGAAUGACCUAUAUUUAUUGCUGGGCCACAUAACUGAGGACACUUUGCUUAUAAAUCUACUACACAUCAAUACCAUGGAAGUGUCAAAUAUUAGUGUUGCACCGGAAUUAUUGGUGAACAAAUUUAGCACUAAGAUAAAGAUUGCCAUACCGACAGCAGUAGAGCUCGUAGAUCGCUUACUCCAGGAACUUUUGGUUCCAGUUAUGGUUGAAAACUCCCGGGAUGCUGGCACACAGACACAUAAAAUAUUUACCUGGAUGCCGUUACGUUCACAUGGUCGUAGAAGCUAUAGACCGCGUUCCCUUGGUUUUCCUUUUGAUUUAGAUCCGGGCGGUGCUUUGAAUAUGUUACCCAAUGUUCGCAACCGAUUCGGAUUGGAUCUCGAUCCUGCUUUUUUUCCUUUCGAUUUUCUAUAG
Molecule: messenger RNA, 687 nt
Organism: Scaptodrosophila lebanonensis
Lineage: Eukaryota; Metazoa; Arthropoda; Insecta; Diptera; Drosophilidae
Product: proteasome inhibitor PI31 subunit-like
Exons: 1
Coding region: 1-687 (228 amino acids)
Biological process (GO): proteasome-mediated ubiquitin-dependent protein catabolic process
Molecular function (GO): proteasome binding; endopeptidase inhibitor activity
Source: RefSeq, a predicted model, not a curated record